AGCUGCCGUCGUGUCGGGAUUGGAAUGUUACUGACUAACAAUCGGAACAACUGAGCACUCGGUAAUUGGACACUAGGAUCAAGGAAUCCGGUCUUUUUGAACCUUUUUUCUUCGGCUAUCUGCUCAGUGAGAGGUGAGCGUCUGUUUCCCCCCUCGUAUCGACCGGAGAACUUCGCCCGCUGUGGAGGCUUUGUAUUGUAAAAAAGCAAAGCGCGUAUGAGGCAGUGAGGGGAGGUUGUGAGAAAUAAGAAGAGAAAUGCAGGGAUUCGUCAGGUUACAGUUGCACCGCUGAUCUGUCCCCCUGCACAACGACGCUUCCUUCCCCCUUUUUUUUUUUUUUUUUUUUUGCUUUCUCUUACGGGACCAUGGAGUGAUAAAACACGGGGAAUAGAACGACUACAGCUUGAGGCGUCUGGAUCUGGAUCCGGCGCGGCGACUGGGAUUUUUGACUCAGCCUGGUCAAUGUGUAACCGAGUUUAACAUCCAAAUCGGGGUAUACCUUUUCCUUUCUCCGUCUGGGAGAGCCUCGGGGACCCCUGCCGCUGUUCAGCCGGGGGGGAGAGAGAGUUCCCAGACGGCUGUCGGACAGUUUUUUCUCUCUUCUUUCCAUCUGAAUAGCUCCACACAGACAGGCUGAAUGAGGGCGAGAAGAAGCGCAGGGGAAGCGACACUCGUGUGCAUGUGAUUGUGUCCGAGAGGGUCCGGGCAGAACUGUGCGAUAUGGUGAAACUCUACAGAAGAGGACGAACGGGAAAAUACUUUUAUUAAAAAAAGAAAAAUCGCCCACAUGCACUGGAUCAAUUGCUGGAUUUGGGAACCGAAUACGCAGAAGGGGGGUUGGGGAUCCGUGGAGGCUGCCGGAGGAUGGAGCGGUGUAGCCGGGGUUGGUGAGAGCCUAACUUCGGGCUACUUUGCAUUUCUUAUUCCUACACGACUCGCCCCUGUUCCCAGGACACAUGCAGGCCAAAAAACGCUACCUGAUCCUGCUCUCCGCCGGUGCAUGUCUGGUGCUUCUCUUCUACCUCGCAGGGGUUCAGCUUCCAGCGGCGAGCAGGAGCCGGCAUGACCGCAGCCGGAACGGAUACCGGCCCGAGCAGCCCUGGCCCCACUUCUCGGACCCUUUACACCUUUUCUUGCCCUGGGAUCAGACGGACACCGAGGAGUACAACCUGCACAUAUCUCCGCGGCAGAAGAGGGACGUCAACACGAGUGUUUACAAAGGCAAGCGGUGCCGCAUGGACUCCUGCUUCGACUUCUCCCAGUGUCAGAAGAACGGAUUCAAAGUUUAUGUUUACCCGCAGCAGAAGGGGGAGAAGAUCUCGGAGAGUUAUCAGAAUAUUUUAUCCACCAUCGAGGGGUCCCGGUUUUACACCUCGGACCCCGGGCAGGCUUGUCUGUUCGUCCUGAGCUUGGACACUCUGGACCGGGACCAGCUGUCCCCGCAAUACGUCCACAACCUGAAAACCAAGGUCCAGAACCUGCCUCUUUGGAACGACGGCAGGAACCACCUCAUAUUUAACUUGUACUCGGGGACGUGGCCGGACUACACGGAAGACCUGGGCUUCGACAUCGGCCAGGCGAUGUUGGCCAAAGCCAGCAUCAGCACCGAGAACUUCAGGCCCAACUUCGACGUCUCCAUCCCCCUCUUCUCCAAAGAGCACCCGAGGACCGGGGGAGAGAGGGGCUUCCUCAAGUAUAACUCCAUCCCGCCUUUCAGAAAGUACAUGCUGGUGUUCAAGGGGAAGCGCUACCUGACAGGUAUCGGCUCGGACACCAGGAAUGCCUUACAUCACGUCCACAACGCGGAGGACGUGGUGCUGCUCACCACCUGCAAGCACGGCAAGGACUGGCAGAAGCACAAGGACGCCCGCUGUGACAAGGACAACGCCGAGUAUGACAACAGGCGUGCGAGAGGUGAAGCACCGUCUGCCCGGCACAGAAUCACUUCAUCAGAGUCAACUGUACAGAUACUGAGAGUGCACGAUGGAACAAAUGUGCAGGAGUUUUGCUUUUUGAUGCAGAGACUUUUUGACAUUCGUUUUAAUGACUUUGUACUUUUUGGCACAUCGAACCAGACUCCACCAGGGUUUGAAACAUUUUAAGGAUGGGCUCGUACUCAACGUGUGCAGCCUUUAGGGGAACAAACUCUUACUUUUUCUUUGCUCUUCUGGCUUGGAUCUUAAAUUGUGGAAUGCUCCGUUCACACAUUUUAAGCACUGUGUGUGUAUAAGGGUUUAUGCAGAACAGUUAAGAUGAGUGAUUGAUCACAGGGAGACACGCUGGCAGGAACACCUACCAAAUUUAAUAAACUCCCAUUUACGAGACCCGCAAUAAAAAAACGGCUUUGUGAGGCUUAAAUUAUUCAACUUCGGCGGAGCAAUGAUUUUUCAUUUAGUCAUGAAAACAUGACAUGUGUUCCCAUUUGCUUCUCAUCUCUAUUUUCUUCAUCUUUUUUUUUUGUAACCUUCGUUUAUUG
Labrus bergylta (ballan wrasse) is the source of this 2476-nucleotide messenger RNA. The record is from RefSeq and is a predicted model, not a curated record. Lineage: Eukaryota; Metazoa; Chordata; Actinopteri; Labriformes; Labridae.